AUGUAUCCAUCUGAAGAUAAACUCAGGCCAAUUUCUCUUCUACCUAAUCUAGGGAAGUGGUUUGAACGCUGUAUACAUGAACAAAUACAAGCAUGGUGUAAAGAUAAAGGGAUAUAUACUGAUGAACAAUCAGGUUUCACACCAAAUAGACAUUUACAAUCUCGCAUUCUAUCAAUAUGUGAAGACUUACGACUAACUGUAGCAGCGAAUAAUCGCCCCGCGUUAUUAAUAUUUGUUGAUUUUCUCUCCGCAUUCGACAACAUGUGGUUUCCUGCCUUGAUAGCAAAUUUAGUUGAAUUAGAUAUGCCAUUACCAUUGAUAAAAUGGAUUUAUCAAUGGCUUCAAGAAAGAACUAUGAGUAUACAUCAUGGAUAUUCACAAUCGAAAAUAGUAAAACUACAUGUAGGUGCCCCGCAAGUUAAUAUUCCUGCUAAUGCUAAAUGGAAACAGAACGGAGCGACUAUUGCUGGAGGUCACGGGAGAGGGAACGCCACUAAUCAACUCAACGAACCUCAUGGUCUCUUCGUUGAUGAUGAUCAAACAGUGGUUAUUGCUGAGUUCAAGAAUCAUCGUAUCAUGCAAUGGAAGAACGGUGAUACAACGAAUGGACAAGUUGUUGCUGGCGGUAAAGACAAAGGAAAGGAAUUACAUCAAUUGGAUCUUCCAACUGAUGUAUUAAUUGACAAAGAGACGGAUACUCUCAUUAUUUGUGAUUAUGGGAAUCGACGAGUUGUACAAUGGUCUCGUCAUAGUAGUACAACACAAGGUGAAAUACUCAUUGACAACAUCAUCUGCUGGGGAUUAGCAAUGGAGGAGCAGAGAUAUCUCUACAUAUCUGACAUAGAAAAACAUGGAGUAAGACGAUAUCAAUUGGGUGAGAAGAAUGGCACUCUUGUAGCUGGUGGUAAUGGUAAAAGUGAUGGACUCAAUCAACUUAUCGAGCCGAAAUAUCUUUUUGUCGAUCGGCAACAAAAUGUCUACAUAUCAGACAGAGAUAAUCAUCGUCUGAUGAAAUGGACUAAAGGUGCAACAGAAGGUAUUGUAGUUGCUGGAGGACAAGGCCAAGGGAGUGCUUUGACACAAUUAUAUUGGCCUGAAGGAAUCUUUGUUGAUACGUUGGGCACACUCUAUGUAGCAGACCGGGGGAAUCAUCGUUUAAUGCGUUGGAUUCAAGAAGACAAGAAACAAGGCACUGUAAUUGUGGAUGGAAAUGGUCCAGGAGCAGGAGCAAAUCAGUUCAGCAACCCCGUUGGUUUGUCGUUCGAUCGACAUGGUAAUCUCUAUGUCGCCGAUCGUGAUAAUUAUCGUGUUCAACGAUUUUCUAUCGAAUAA
Molecule: messenger RNA, 1332 nt
Organism: Rotaria socialis
Lineage: Eukaryota; Metazoa; Rotifera; Eurotatoria; Philodinida; Philodinidae
Source: the annotation of a GenBank genome assembly